GCGAGCUGGCUCAGGAGAAGGUAUCGGGGAAGUGGCGGAACUGGAAAAAAGUUGAGAAGUGAUGGCGCAUGUGAGCGAGUUUGAUACAAUGAAGAAUCGCCAAGGGGGCACUGAUGGAAUAGACCCGGGCGUAAGCCGAUAUCCUUACUGCAUCGUUUGGACCCCCAUCCCUGUGCUGUCCUGGCUACUGCCGUUUGUGGGACACAUGGGAAUCUGCACAUCUGCCGGCGUGAUCCGAGACUUCGCCGGGCCGUACUUCGUCUCUGAGGAUAACAUGGCCUUUGGGAGACCCACAAAGUACUGGAAGCUGGACGUGGGCAAGGUGUCCGCCAGCCGCUCAGAUGCCUGGGACCUGGCCGUGCUCGACGCCUCCGAGGAGUACAAACACAGAAUGCACAAUUUAUGCUGCGACAACUGUCACUCACAUGUUGCCAUGGCGCUGAACCUGAUGCGCUAUGAUAACCGCUCCUCCUGGAACAUGGUCAGCGUCGGUUUGCGCUCCCUCGUUCACGGCAAAUAUGUCAGUUUCGGGGCGUUCCUGAAGACCUGGCUGCCCUUCGUCUUGCUAAUUGGAGUCAUCCUCCUGAUCACGCUGGUGCUCAACCUACGGUGACCAUGCCACCAGGGGAGGGGCGGGGGAUCCAGAGAGGGGAGAGCGUGUUCGGCUGGCGUGGCAGUGAGCUGAAAUAGCAUCCAGAAAGCCAGGAAGCAAGGAAACUGCACAGUCCAGUACCUCACACGCACACACACACACACACACACACACACCCUUGGUUUUUUCUCCUGUGGAAUCCAUCCUUUGGGUUGACAAGACAAAGGAAGCUUUUUCCAUUAAAAUACCCACAAGGCAGGAAGGAAAGAGACCUGCCGAUUCUUCCAGCAACUUUUUAAAUGGGGGAGAAGAACAGCCCUGUUGCUUUUCCCAUGAAUUUCACAAACCACCCCCCACCCCCACACCCCAUUAGAGAAAAACUGACCACACAGUCCAUUCUUAACCCUCUAACCUUUUGCACUUUUGAACAAAAUGGAAAAAAUAUGGAAAAAAUCAGGCCAUGUUUGAUUAUAGUUCACUUUGAGAUGAAGUAACUGGUUAUUUCCCCCCUGCUAUUGUUGCCUGUUUUUUGCAAGGACAGAGGUUUCCUUUCUACAUUAGCAUGAGCCUAACACUAAACAUAGAUCAGAAACAAAAUGACCAUACCUAAAGCCUUAAAUUUUAAAUACUUGCUGCUAUUGUAUUCACAUGAUAUAUAUUUUUUUACUUAUGAAUCUGCUUCUGCUCUUUGUUGAACUUAUAAAUGUUUUUAUCAGUGUCUCGUGAAGUGAUUUGAAACUGAGACCUAUAGGUGCUGUUGAUGCUUUUUCAUGCUUUUUUUGUAAUUCAGUCAGUUGUGUGUUUUGUUAUUUGUUAACUGCACAAAUGUUUGUCACCACAGAGUCCCUGCGCAUGCGGGUGGGGUUUGGGUUUGUUUGGGUUCUCCAGUUCUCCUGUGUCUGAGUGUGUUAAGGGGCCCCUUUAAAAACACACCGUGGGUGUGUACGGCUGGAACAAGCCCUUUAAGGAUCCUACGGAAUGUGCUACGGAAUGUGCUACGGAACGUGCUACGGAACGUGCUACGGAACGUCCUGGGGAUUUAAGGAACCGUUUGAUUUCACUGGAGGACAAGAGGACCAGAUGGAGGCCGUCUCACACAAUGAGAAAAACAUACCUGGGUUUUCAUUUCCAAUAAGCUCGUUUCCAAGUGGAUGUAUUAGGCAAUCAUCUUUAUGUUGUGUCUGAAUAAAAUGUGAAUGAAUUACAGAUUAUUAGAUGUUUGGCAGGAGAGAGUGAUACAAAUGAAGAAUUUGGUAGAUAAUUGUGGAAUAAAUAAAAGUGAUGUUUAUACUUUGGUUUAUUGGGUCUAUAAACCUUGUUUGCACCACUACAGUGACUAAUGUUGGUGCUUUUUGUGAGUUUUUUUAUUUAUUCUGCAGCAUAAGCUAUUGUUCAAUGUCAUGCAUUUAUUUUAGGAAGCAACAUCUACAAUAAUCAUAAAUAAAAACUUUCCUGAA
Molecule: messenger RNA, 2049 nt
Organism: Conger conger (European conger)
Lineage: Eukaryota; Metazoa; Chordata; Actinopteri; Anguilliformes; Congridae
Product: transmembrane protein 222-like
Exons: 6
Coding region: 62-613 (183 amino acids)
Source: RefSeq, a predicted model, not a curated record